AUGGCGCCUCGCAAGAUCAUCCCCAUCGAUGCAAACUGGCAGUUUGGCCGAACAGACGUCGAGAAGCCAGACUUCCGGCCAGUCUCUCAGUUUCCUACCAACGUCCAUCUCGAUCUCCUGCAUCACAAGCUCAUUCCCGAUCCCUUUAUCGGCAAGAAUGAAUUGGAUGUGCAAUGGGUCGGAGAAGUGAGGGCAUGGCAGUAUCGCACCUCGUUCAAGUCUCCCACAAUUGGCAGCCAAGAAAAGGCCGUCCUCGCAUUUGACGGCUUGGACACCUUUGCCGAAGUGCUGCUCAACGACAAAAAGAUCCUCGAAACGGACAACAUGUUCAUCCCCGAGCGGGUGGACGUCACUGCACUUCUCAACGAGACGGACAAGGACAACCAGCUCGUCAUCACCUUUGACAGUGCGUAUCUGCGAGGGUGGGAGCGAGUUGAGCAGAUCCCUGAGCACAAAUGGGGCACCUGGAAUGGAGACCACUCCAGGCUGGCGGUUCGAAAAGCGCAGUAUCACUGGGGCUGGGACUGGGGCCCCACGCUGUUGACUUGCGGGCCCUGGAAGCCCAUCAACCUCGAGAUCUACGAAUCACGCCUAUCCGAUUUGUACGCAAACGUCACCUUGGACGAGUCUCUGAACAAUGCCAAGAUUGAGCUUCACGCAGAGACGGAUGGCAAGGCGUCCAAGGUGCGGUUUGAGCUCUCACUCGGCAAGACAAUCCUGAGUGAUACUGUGGAUGUAUCAAAGGGGGCUGCAGUAGCUACCCUCUCAAUAAGCAAGCCAGAGUUGUGGUAUCCAGCCAGAUACGGGAAGCAACCGUUGUACACUGCCAAAGCCACACUGCUGGAUGGUGAUGAAGAGGUCGAUACUUUAUCAAAGAGGAUAGGCAUCCGAAAGGUAGAGCUUGUGCAAAAGCCCCUCGAGGACCAACCUGGAACAUCCUUCUUCUUCAAGGUGAACAAUAUUCCCAUCUUCUGCGGAGGCAGCUGCUGGAUUCCCGCCGACAACUUUACUCCCCGAAUCACCAAUGAAAAGUAUCAAAACUGGAUCAGACUCAUGGUGGAAGGUAACCAGUCCAUGAUUCGCAUCUGGGGAGGUGGUAUCUACGAGGAUGAGAGAUUACUGGAUGCAUGCGAUGAACAAGGCAUCCUGGUCUGGGUUGACUUUCUCUUCGCCUGCGGCAACUACCCCUGCAACCCGGAGAUGCUGCAAUCGGUUGAAAGAGAAGCCCGAGCCAAUAUCAAGAUUAUGCGCCAUCACCCCAGCAUUGUCAUUUACGCUGGGAAUAACGAGGAUUACCAGUUCCAGGAGAGCGAGGGGCUCACAUACGAUGUGCAAGACAAAGACCCUCAAAGCUGGCUAAAGUCAGACUUUCCCGCCCGCUACAUCUACGAGCACCUUCUCGUGCAGGUGUGUCAAGAGCUGGUGCCAGAGACGUUCUAUCACUAUGGAAGCCCUUGGGGCGGCAAGACAUCGUCGGAUCCGACCGUUGGAGACAUCCACCAGUGGAACGUAUGGCACGGCUCUCAAGCAAGGUAUCAGGACUUUGACAAGCUGAUUGGAAGAUUUGUCUCCGAGUUUGGCCUGGAGGCUUUCCCGUCAGCUCGAACCAUUGAUGCUGCGCUGCCCAAAGGGAAGGACGACCCGGACCGACACCCGCAGUCGGACAUUGUGGACUUUCACAACAAGGCAGACGGACAUGAGCGUCGAAUUGCUCUGUAUCUCGCUGAGAACAUUCCGUAUGUGACGAGCCCUCUGGAGCAGUACAUCUACUCUACGCAGUUGCUUCAGGCAGAGUGCCUGUCGUCUGCCUUCCGGCUCUGGCGCCGUCAAUGGAAAGGCCCUGGGCGAGAGUACUGCAGCGGCGCUCUCCUUUGGCAGCUGAAUGACUGCUGGCCUGUGACAUCGUGGGCCAUCUGCGACUACUAUCUGCGGCCGAAGCUCGCCUACUACACCGUCAAGAGAGAAUUGCUUCCGGUGACGGUCGGAAUCAAGCGGACGGAGCACCGCCAUCCCAAGAGCAAGUACACGAGAGUCGAUGUUGAAGUCAGCACCAAGCUUGAGAUCUGGGCUUCCAACUUUACAUUAAACGAGGUUAAAGUUGACUGCGUCGUCAAGGCUUGGGAUGUGGAAACGGCCGAGGAGGUCUACAGCGAGACCAUUGCAUCGUCACAACAGCUGCCUGACAAUCGAACCACAGAGUUGAAGACUAUGGAAGUUCCGGUAAAGACGUCUAAUGCCGGGCUUGAGGGCCGCACAGUAGUUGCGGCAUACUUGUAUCAGGAUGGCAAGCUACUUGCUCGAUAUGUCGACUGGCCGCAGCCGCUGAAGCACGUUCACUUGCAGCAGCCUCAGAGCCUGAAGGUGAGGAUCUCUGAGGAUGGCAGUUCAGUCACUCUCAGUUCGGACGCGCCAGUCAAGGGCGUUGCCCUCGAGGUGGAUGAUGAAGACGUCAAGUUUGACGACAACCUAGUUGACCUCGUUCCGGGGGAAGAGGUGGUGAUUGGCGUGACGGGCGCCUCGAAGAGCACGGUGUUUACCACGAGAUAUCUGGGAAUGAGCAGCUAA
This is a messenger RNA of Trichoderma reesei QM6a, 2565 nucleotides long. RefSeq lists its product as hypothetical. Gene Ontology annotation, biological process: glycoprotein catabolic process; carbohydrate metabolic process. Gene Ontology annotation, molecular function: beta-mannosidase activity. NCBI's taxonomy places the organism in Eukaryota, Fungi, Ascomycota, Sordariomycetes, Hypocreales, Hypocreaceae. The coding region runs from base 1 to 2565 and encodes 854 amino acids. The transcript has a single exon. The record is from RefSeq and is a predicted model, not a curated record.